GACGAUGCUGCCGCGGGUCGGUCGCUGCCGCCCGGCUCCGGCCGCCUGGCUCCGGCUGCUGCUGCUGGCGGCGGCGCUGCCCCGGCCGGCGCUGCCCGAGGUGCUGUUCCGCUGCCCGCCCUGCACCGCCGAGCGCCUGGCCGCCUGCGCCCCGGCCGCCGCCUGCCCCGAGCUGGUGCGGGAGCCCGGCUGCGGCUGCUGCCCGGUGUGCGCCCGCCUGGAGAACCAGUCGUGCGGGGUGUACACGCCGCGCUGCGCCGCCGGGCUCCGCUGCUACCCGCACCCCGGCGCCGAGCUGCCGCUGCAGGCGCUAGUGCAGGGCCAGGGCACCUGCGCCCGGAGACGGGACGCCGCCGAGUACGGGGCCAGCGCCGAGCCGGGCGCAGACAAUGGUGAGGACGAGCCUGAAGAAGUCUUUACGGGGAAUUAUGUGGAUGGCACACCCGGGGUGGUGAGUGGAGGUGGCGGGAGAAAGCCCAUGAAGCCUGGCAUGAAGGAGCUUGCGGUCAUGCGAGAGAAAGCGAAUGAACAGCAGAGACAGAUGGGCAAAGCCAUCAAGCACCACCACAACCAUGAAGAGUUGAAGAAAUUACGGCCAUCAUCCAUGAGGUGCAAGAUGUCUGUGAAUGGGCAGCGAGGAGAGUGCUGGUGUGUGAACCCCAUCACUGGGAAAGUGAUCCAAGGAGCGCCCACCAUUCGCGGAGACCCUGAGUGCCACCUCUUCUACACGGCACAUGAACAGGAGGAGCGGGGAGCACACGCCCUGCGCACGCAAUAGAUGGACGCGUUCCUGCUCACUGGAGACAGCUCAGCCUGGCCCCGGUGCUGGAUUUUACAUGGGUUUCAGCAUGUCUAUUUAUAUUCUGAAAAAGACUGGCUUUGUGCAUUGCCUGUGGCCCUCUUCUCUUGCCUUCAGCCCGCUGGGGAAGGACUGGGGUGCAGGGUGGGUUGCAAGAGGGGAAGGGGCAGAAAUUGCUUUUCUUUGGUCUUUCGUGUAAAGUCAAUGAGAGACAAAGCUUUGUCUUCUGUCGGCUCUGCCCCCACUGCAGCGUACUAGGUAUUCGCGUGCUUCCAGAGUCACCCGCGGCCCACUAGCCCCACCACCGCAACGUGAUAGCGUAGUGCAAGGGAAACAGGGCAUACGCGGGAGGCCCAGGUGAAAGCCAAGCAGCCCUGUUGAAUGUAGAGUCCUGAGCUCCCCGGAUGUCUCCAAAGAGCCUAGGUGAUAAUGCUCAAAACAAGAUGGAUGAAAAUCUCUCUUCCCUCCCCCCCCAAGACCAAAGAAUGUAAAUAAUACACAUCACCUCCUGCUCGAGUCCUGUCAACCUGUCCCGAUUGCCAACCUGCUGUUUCAUGAAGUGGGCUGUGGUGGUGGGGUAGGAAAGGAGGGGAAUUCCUGAAUGUCCCAGAUGGAUCACGCCAGUACACAGCUCCAAUAACCCUCCUCGGGCAAGGCAAGGGAGAGAGAAAGGAAGUGAGAUUGUACAGCCAGCCCCAUGCAUUGCCCCUGGGGCCCUAUCCCCGGAGAGGCGGAGCACUUUCAGUUCUCAGAGACUUCACUGAGAGGGGAUAGUUCUCGGGAUCUCUCAGGACCUGGCCCUGAAUUAUAACCCAAAUCUUAAAGAUCCAGCCCCGGGGUCUGCUGGGCAAUCUCACUUCUUGGGGAUAGGAGCCUUACGGGUAAGGUGGGAAUUAAGGGCCUGAUCCUGAGAGAUGCUGACCACCUGCAAUUUAAUUUAAUUGCAAGUGCUCCGUAUUUCCCAGGAUCAGGCCCUACAUUUUUUUAAUUGAAGAAGCAAGAAUUAAAUUGCAGAGAGAGGAGGGCUCUUGCAGAUUUAGGGUAACAAUCCAGGGAGAGUCAGUCUCUCUCUCUCUCUCUCUCUUUCUAAAUAGCAAAAACCCAUCUAAAACCCGCACUUCCAAGCGGCUGCCAACGUCCCUCAUAUGUUGCAGGGAGCAUCAGCCAUUCAGCACACACCUUUUGUAAGUAAAGUGCAGUAUAUAUAUAGUGCUUUGGAAAGCGCCCCCACGCCCCCCAUGUGCGCGCGCGUGCACACACACAUACACACACACACUCUCUCUCUCUCAUAGAUUUAAUAAACACAAUUCCAGGAACUGUCGGUGAUGUUGCACUGGAAGAUCAGUUCCCACACUUUACUUUACACAUUGAUUUGUUUCUGUAUGAAACACACAGAAGCCAUGAGAUUUUCUUUCAUACCUAUGACAUUUGCAGGACAGUUACUAGGUCCUUACACUUAGAGUAAUCCUUGGAAUUUUUUAAAAAUAUAUUCAACCAGGAAGAUAAGGCAUCUCCAGUGCUCGCAUGUGGAAGUUGGUUCAUUUCUAAGGUGGUGAUUAGUUGAAAGGAAAGGAAUGGGAUUUAAAAGACAGGGCAAAGCAUGUGGACUGCCCAGGGGGAGUUUGACUAGACUGUUGGAGCCAACUAUGGCUCUGCCGGACAGGCACGCUGAAGAUGGACAAGUGCUUUGGAAAAGCUUUCAGGGGGCAGAAUGUCUGCUCGUGGGGAAAUGUGCGGCAGCUCAGUGACUCACUGGGGAAGCAGCCACCAUCCACUGAAGCAUGAGAGUCAUUUUGAGGCGCUCCUGUGUUAUCCCGUAUGCAUCAGGUGCUGCCCAUAGAACUGGGAGAGGGGUUAAAGCUGCACAAAAUUGUUACCAGCUGAAAUGAAAGGAGGGCAUGUGACCUGAACUUCACUCUGCCUAACAAUGUAACACACCUCUGGGCUUAGACUUUCCAUUCACUUCCUUGCUGUAUAGUAGUUGAACUGAAAGCGUGGUUGGCAAAUCCGAGAACACCACUUGGGGUAGGAAAUGAGACCAGGCGUAACAGUUCUUCUUUUGCUCUGUGAAUAUUUGCUGGCCAAUGUAAUGUACUUUUUGUGAGCUAGUUUGCAGUUAGUUACCAGUGCCUUCAAUGGGUAAAUAUCACCUGCACUUGAACACACACACAAAGAUGAUCUUAGUUACCAAUAACAACGGCAGACUCUUCUUAAAUGCAGAUGCAGCACUGUAAUGGACAAAAGCAUCGGGGGGCGCGGGGGGAAUCACACCCAGGUUUAGCGUUGUUAAUAUGAACAGAAAAAAAAAUUCUGGAAAGGAUCAAAAUGUCACAUGGAAACCGCAGUGUCACAAAUGUCUCAGAGAACCCCCAGCAUGGGAGCUGCUCUCUGAAAUUAACCCCCCAACUCAUCCAUCCAUGAGAUGAAAUACGAAGAUUACAAAGGGAGGGGCAGGAGUCAUCUCUUCGGUCUAGUGUGUGUGUGUGUGUGUGUGUGUGUGUGUGCACGCGCGCAAAAUCUAGUCGUAAAAAUUGGUGCUACCUGUUUUCUGUUAACAUCAAAGGGGGGUGGUUCUGCUUUUCACAUAAACCUAGUGAGCAUCUGAUCUUGUCUGCAGUUUGUACCUUUUGUUUUGUUUAGAAAUCAUGAUGCUUUUUUCUUUCUCUUUUGGAAAAGCUGAACUGCAUAAAGUUGGAAUAAAUUAAAGGGUAUGCCAAAAA
Molecule: messenger RNA, 3519 nt
Organism: Trachemys scripta elegans
Lineage: Eukaryota; Metazoa; Chordata; Testudines; Emydidae
Gene: IGFBP2
Product: insulin like growth factor binding protein 2
Biological process (GO): regulation of insulin-like growth factor receptor signaling pathway
Cellular component (GO): extracellular region
Molecular function (GO): insulin-like growth factor II binding; insulin-like growth factor I binding
Source: RefSeq, a predicted model, not a curated record